AAUUAAUGUAACUUAUGACAGAAGAGACACAAGCAAACAAUCAUAGAAUUCGUUGAAAUCGUAAUAAAAUUGUUAUGGAAAGUAAAAGUUAUUUGUAAACUGCAUUUUUGUGUAACGCAAAGAUAGUGGUUAGAAUCACCUAAUUGAGUAUAUCUGAAGCUGAACAAUGGCAUCAUCUAAUACAUUACAAAAAGCGAUUGACCUGGUUACUAAGGCUACAGAAGAAGAUAAGAAUAAAAAUUAUGAGGAAGCAUUAAGACUUUAUGAACAUGGGGUAGAAUAUUUCCUUCAUGCUGUCAAAUAUGAAGCACAAGGUGAAAAAGCUAAGGAGAGUAUUCGAGCAAAAUGUCUACAAUAUCUAGAUAGAGCUGAGAAGUUGAAAGAAUACCUUAAGAAGGAUCGAAAGAAGAAGCCAGUUAAAGAUGGAGAGUCAAAGAGUGAAGAUAAAAAGAGUGAUAGUGAUAGUGACUCUGAUGAUCCAGAAAAGAAGAAACUGCAAGGUAAACUAGAAGGUGCCAUAGUUGUUGAAAAGCCACAUGUAAAAUGGAGUGAUGUUGCUGGCUUAGAAGGAGCAAAGGAAGCAUUAAAAGAAGCUGUUAUCCUUCCUAUUAAGUUUCCUCACUUAUUCACAGGCAAAAGGAUACCUUGGAAAGGUAUUUUAUUAUUCGGUCCACCUGGUACUGGUAAAUCGUAUUUAGCAAAAGCAGUUGCUACUGAAGCAAACAACUCUACAUUCUUCUCUGUUUCAUCAUCCGAUCUUGUUUCUAAAUGGCUCGGUGAAUCAGAAAAAUUAGUGAAGAAUUUAUUUGAACUUGCUCGUCAACAUAAACCAAGUAUAAUAUUUAUUGAUGAAAUAGAUUCUCUUUGUUCUUCUCGUUCCGAUAAUGAGUCUGAAUCAGCCAGGAGGAUCAAGACAGAAUUUCUUGUUCAAAUGCAAGGUGUGGGAAAUGAUAUGGAUGGUAUACUGGUACUUGGGGCUACAAAUAUACCUUGGGUUCUUGAUGCUGCUAUUAGAAGGCGUUUUGAGAAGCGUAUUUACAUCGCUCUACCUGAAGAACAUGCUCGUUUGGAUAUGUUUAAAUUGCAUCUAGGAAACACAAGACAUCAACUGACCGAGCAAGAUAUGAAGGUUCUAGCUACAAAGACGGAUGGUUAUUCAGGAGCUGAUAUUAGUAUUGUUGUUCGUGAUGCUUUGAUGCAACCGGUACGUAAGGUCCAAUCGGCCACUCACUUUAAGAAAAUUUCGGGACCAAGCCCGACUGAUCCUAAAUUGACUGUUCAUGAUUUGUUGACUCCGUGUUCUCCUGGUGAUCCAGGGGCUAUGGAGAUGACAUGGAUGGAUGUACCGAGUGACAAGUUGGGUGAACCGCCAGUGACAAUGUCAGAUAUGUUGAGAUCUCUAGCUACGUCUAAGCCAACUGUCAAUGAUGAUGACAUGAUCAAACUCAAGAAGUUCAUGGAAGAUUUUGGUCAAGAAGGCUAAAAGGAUUAUGUCAUGUUUUCUUGAUUCACAAAUUUAUGAUCUUGUAGACUAAGGGUCUCCAAGCCUGCCGAGUGAUAUUAAAGAUGGUUGGCUAAAAUAAUGGAACCCACAUUAUACUAGAUCUUACGAUUUUCUUUACUAUUUCAAAUAUAAUUAUGUAUCCUAAUUUUAUAGAAUUCAAAUUGCAUUAUUAGAAAUACAUAACACAUCUCAUAAAUAAAUAUAAUUUUUAUUUUGUCUUUGAUUCUUUGAGUGUUGCCAGAAAUUAAUAAGUUUGAAAAAGCAUUUAAAAAAGUCUUGUUGUGACUUUGUAAGUUUGGAGACCCUAUUUUAUUUGAUUCUUACAUAAAACAAAAGAUUAUUUACUAUAAUAUUAUGUUGAUAUGUUAAAAAUUAUAAUUGUAAUGUUACAUCCGUCUAAAUAAAAAAAAAAUUACCUUUACAAGUGCACAUUCGAAGUACCAAAUUGAUACCUAUUGUAAACCAAGGAUGUAAACGAUUUUUUACAAUGUUUCGAUUUUAUUUCAAACAGCAAAUAUUUAAUCACGGAUGUUUUUAACAAUAUUUAUGGUCUUUUUUAUAGAAAACUUAUUUUGUAUUUUAAUUUAUAUUUUGAGUACUAAUACGAAGAACCCAGGUAAUGACCCGACUCAAAAUUUGUGGCUCAAGGUCACUGACAGAUGCCACGCCCCGCGUCUCUUUAUACCCCGCAGUACCUAAAAUCCUGUUCUGCGCAUUAAUUCGUGAGAUGUUCCGAGCCGUUUAAUUAUUUGAUGUACUUUUCUAUCUAAAUCGACGCACGGGCAGUGAUAUCUCGUAUGAAUAAUUUUUUCAACUUGACGGAUUAAUUCAUAAUUUAAUUGUUAUCAAAUAUUGUAUUUUCUGUAGCUUCUUACAUUUAUAAGUAUUGUAUUAUUCAUGCAUUGAUACAGGGUUACAUUUGAGUUAUAUAUUGUAUACUAAAAAUUCGGCUUUGUGUUUCACAAUUACACAUUACAUGUAAAGUCUAUGUAAAUAAGAGUGAAAAGGAACACUGACUAAGGGCCCCACAGACUAGACUUUAACGCCGAUAGUUUGAUCGGGGUCUGGCUGUCAAGACAAAAUUAUUUAAAACAAAUCGAUGUAUGCUGCUACACACGAUUUAACGCCCAAGUAAACUAUCCAGUGUUUAAAAGUCUAGUAUUUGGUAGGCUUAAGGUAUAUUUACCCCUCGGUAGGCACAUAUGUGAGUUGAAUUCAAAUGUUCAUAUAUUUGAUCCAUAUUCAAAUUAGUAAGCGCUAUGUUAUUCGAGAUUAAUAAGCGUCUAUAAAAGCACGAUGUUUGACUAGAUAUAAAUUUUCAGCUUGUGUAUUACAUUAUAAUAUUCUAUCGCUACAGAUUAGCGCAGAUAUGAAUUCAUAUUUUCUGUCUAUUACCUAAUUCAUAACUUCAUGCAAUUUUAUUUUUAUAAAUCUUAAUAAGCAAAUAAACACUUGAAUGAUGC
Molecule: messenger RNA, 2967 nt
Organism: Papilio polytes (common Mormon)
Lineage: Eukaryota; Metazoa; Arthropoda; Insecta; Lepidoptera; Papilionidae
Gene: Vps4
Product: vacuolar protein sorting-associated protein 4A
Exons: 2
Coding region: 167-1483 (438 amino acids)
Biological process (GO): endosomal transport; vacuole organization
Molecular function (GO): ATP binding; ATP hydrolysis activity
Source: RefSeq, a predicted model, not a curated record